Messenger RNA from Strongyloides ratti, 873 nucleotides. Its product is annotated as CWC16 protein family-containing protein. Gene Ontology annotation, cellular component: post-mRNA release spliceosomal complex; U2-type spliceosomal complex. NCBI's taxonomy places the organism in Eukaryota, Metazoa, Nematoda, Chromadorea, Rhabditida, Strongyloididae. The transcript is spliced from 2 exons. Gene Ontology annotation, biological process: mRNA splicing, via spliceosome. The record is from RefSeq and is a predicted model, not a curated record. Bases 1 to 873 code for a protein of 290 amino acids.
AUGGGUGAAAGAAAAGGUCAAAAUAAAUACUAUCCACCAGAUUUUGAUUAUAAAAAACAUAAAACAUUAAAUGCUUAUCAUGGCACAACAUCAUUACGGGAUAGAGGUUGUGAUAGUCAUGUUGGUAUGGGAGUAAGAUUUAAUGCUGAAAAAAGGAAAGUUGGUAAUUAUUAUUCUACACCAAUAUAUGAAUUUGAUAUGAAAUGUAUGUAUUGUGAUAGUCAUUACAUCAUUAGAACAGACCCAAAAAAUUUUGACUAUGAAAUUAUAAGUGGUGCAAGAAGGCAACACCUUCGAAAAAAUAUUUCUAAAAAUGAGAUAGAAGAGGAAACAGAUGAUAAGGUUGAUAAUAAUAUAACAGAUGAUAAGAUGAAAAAAUUAAAUCAUUUACAAAAUGAUUUUGCUAAUAGUAAAAAAGUUAUUAAAGAUGUAGAAAUUUUAGAACAAUAUAAUGAAAGAAUGAAAGAUGAUUAUAAGGCAAAUAGUUUAGCUCGAGAUUUAUUUAGAAAACAAAAAAAUGAAAUUCGAAAAAUAAUUAAUAAUGAAGAAGGUUUAAAACAUUCAUUAGGUUUAGCUCAUAUUACUUUACCUCCAGAAAAAGAAAUUGAUACAAUUAUGGCUAACUCUUUAGUAAAAACUCAAUGUUUAGCAAAUGCUUAUGCAACUACAAGUGUAUUCUCAAAACGUGAAACAUUAAUAGAUAAAUUAAAAAGAAAAUCAAAUGAUUCAUAUAAUUUUAGUUUUAAAAAAAAAUCAUUAGAAUCACCUAAAUUUAUUCAACUUAAGAAAAAAGAAGUUCAAAUAAAAAAAGAAGAAAAAACUACUAGUACAAAUACUCUUUUACCAGAAUAUUCAUCUGAAAGUGAAUCGUAG